Messenger RNA from Sycon ciliatum, 6111 nucleotides. RefSeq lists its product as uncharacterized. Bases 1 to 6111 code for a protein of 2036 amino acids. The record is from RefSeq and is a predicted model, not a curated record. NCBI's taxonomy places the organism in Eukaryota, Metazoa, Porifera, Calcarea, Leucosolenida, Sycettidae. Gene Ontology annotation, biological process: DNA integration. The transcript has a single exon. Gene Ontology annotation, molecular function: nucleic acid binding.
AUGCCAGAAACCACGAAGAAGGAAAGAACACUGGCAAAGGCCCAGUUCACCAACAGCAGAAGAGCGCUGCUAGUAGAGAUAAACAAGGAGGAAGCGGACAAGAAGGAGAUACUAAGGGCACUGGAUGGCCUCAGUGCUCUUGCCACAUCCACCAUCGCCUGUUGUGUGGAAGGUGAUGCCACAGACUGGUAUGAGGAAGUCCAGCUGUUGGAACAGCAAUAUGCCGAAGCGGUAUCGAGAGCAGGGGAUGUGCUGGAGCAGCUGAGAAUAGAAAGGCCCAGCAAAGCCACCAGCAUCAGCCACAGCCCCGCAACCAGAGAACGUGCGGCAAAAAUCAGAGAAGUAAGGUCGUUGCUGAAAGAGAAACUGUAUGACGAAGAAGAUGAGGAAGAAGAGGAGGUACCAGGUGUGGAUGUAAGUGAGAGUGCAGGUGUCUACCAGAGUAAAGUAAAAAGCAACGCACCUGUAAAGCGUACAUGUAUGUCUGACACGCCCACAACGUCAACCCAGGGAGGGGUCACGUCAUCGUUGUCGGCGGUUACUAUGGCAACGGCGUCGCGAGAGCCGAAGGCAUCUGAGCUUAGCCAAGCCAGAAUGAAACAAGAGCCAUUAGCAGCCAGAACUGUGGCACCGAGCAGCACGGGUUCACAACGGGUACCCAUGGCAACGGGUUUCGUGACUAUGGCCACUGGCACAGCAGUCAUACAGAGUACACCAAGUACAUCAGCUACUACUAGGGACUUCACCCGGCGUACAGGUGCGCCAUUGGCGUUGAGCCAGCAGUACCCCGCACCGAAUCCGGCGUACACAGCACCGAAUCCGGCGUACACUGCACCGAAUCCGGCGUACACGGCACCGAAUCCGGCGUACACUGCACCGAAUGCGGCGUACACUGCACCGAAUCCGGCGUACACGGCACCGAAUCCGGCGUACACUGCACCGAAUCCGGCACCGCAGCAGCAGUCUCAGUCGGCACCGCAGCAGCAGUCUCAGUCGGCAUACACGUAUACGCCUCAACAGUAUGCACCGCAGCAGCAGUCCCAGGCAGCAUACACGUACACUCCGCAACAGCAGCAGUUCCAGCCGUCAUACACGUACACUCCGCAACAGCAGCAGUCUCAGCCGUCAUACACGUACACGUCGCAACAGUACCUACCGCAGCAGCAGCAACAGCUGCCAUCGACGUAUACGCCACAAUAUCAGCCGCAGAACGUGCAACAGCCACAGUACCUGCGAACAAGUCAGCCACAGACAGACAUCACCAAGCACAUGAAGAAAGUUUCUAUUGCCACGUUUGCCGGCGACAAACGGGAAUACGAGGCUUGGAAGGCGGCUUUUGAUGUAUCCAUUGAUCAGCAGGCAACUUCAACAGAAAUGAAGAUGCUGCAACUUAGGCAGUACCUGUCUGGCGAAGCUCUGGCGGUCGUACAAAACCUGGGUUUCACGCCAUCAGCGUAUAGUGCGGCACGCAGACGGCUUGAGAAGAGGUACGGCGGACAGCGGAGGUUGGUGGCCGUCCAUAUGCAAGAACUAGAGGACUUCCCUGCAGUGAAAAACAGAGCAGCAGACUUUGAGAAGUUUGCAGAUUUGCUAGAGGUGGCGGUGGUAAAAAUGACGGAUGCCGGCAUGACCAGUGAACUCGGUACGGGUACUUUGUAUACACGUAUGCAGAAGAAGCUUGCAACGGAAAACCUCGUCCAGUAUCAUCGCUGGGUACAGGAGACCAAUGCCAAUGAAUCUGUGACGACUCUUCUAGAUUGGGUGAAUCGAGAAGCCGAAAUAAUGGCUACAGCGUCGGAAACCAUUGACGGCAUCGCCAGUACUGCCAGCAGCAGACAGCGACGUGGUGGUUUCAAUGACCGGAAACCGAGAAACACAGAGUCGUCCGGAAGAGUCUUCCUAGCAGAGAAGAAGAGCGAGAGCUGUGCCGCUUGCAGCGAGCAGCACCCAGUCUGGAAAUGUCCGUCUUUCAAGGCAAAGACCGUGGAUGAACGAUGGGACCUGGCAAAAGAGAAAAGGCUAUGCUAUCGAUGCCUUGGGUCCGGUCACUGUGGAGCGCAGUGUCCCAGAACCAGACAAUGCGGUGUGGAUAAGUGCAGCGACACCCACAAUUGGUUGCUGCAUCGUAAACCGAAGUUCGACAAGGUACACAGCGAACCGGAUCGCAGCACUGAAGGGGAGCGACCUUCAAGGCACAACGUCGGCAACGUUAUGUCAGCGAGUAACGUCAGCGCAGCACCAGGGUCACUGCGCACUGUGCCAGUGUUGUUGAGCAACAACGAGCGGACCAUACGGGUCAACGCGUUCCUGGAUGACGGCGCGACGCAGACGCUGAUCAGCGCAAGUGCCGCAGGCGCACUUGGUCUCCGCGGAGAGACGAAGAGGAUUACAAUGUCUACUCUGAAUGGGCACCAAGAGACGUUUCAGAGUAUGCCAGUCACUGUCACACUGUCUGACUUGACCAAGAAGACAAGCGUGGACAUCUGUGCUAACACGGUACCAGCAGUAUCUCGGUCGCUAACACCAGUAGACUGGGAGAUUGUCAAGAAGAGCUGGCCACACUUGGAGAAUGUCAAGUUCCCGAAGCUCAGUGAUUGGUCGACAGUUGACCUUCUGAUUGGUAUUGACAACAGCAGCCUGCAUGUAUCGCUAGAAGAAGUCAUCGGUGGUCCAGGUGAGCCAAGUGCCCGGAGAACACCACUCGGCUGGACAUGUGUGGGUCCCAUCAGUCAAACGGCGGGAGACUCCCGGAUGUCGGCCAGCGUGCACCAUUGUCUGAUGACUCAGUCAGACGCCGACCUCACUCAGCUGGUGAGGAAGUUCUGGGAAGUAGACAGUCAGCCCGCGGCAGAUGGAGCGGCACUUCUAACCCCAGAUGAGCGACAUGCACAGGAGACGGUCGCAAAGUCGAUCAAGCACAUUGGAAGCCAAUACAGUGUUGGCAUUCCAUGGAAGGAUCACCCGCCCGGAGCUAAUGCUAGCUACCACACUGCUCUGAAGCGUUUGGCCAACACCGAGCAGCGGCUGAGGCGAGACGCAGCAGUCGGAGAAGUCUACGCCGCUACGAUAGCGGAACACAUCAGCCAGGGCUAUGUGCGCCGGGUUGACGCCGCAGACGUCAACGACGGAAACGCGUGGUACUUGCCCCACUUCCCGAUAGUCAAGCCGGACAAGACCACAACAAAAGUACGCAUCGUGUUCGACGCCGCAGCGAAGUCGAACGGCAAGUCAUUGAACGACUUCAUCUUGCCCGGCCCCAAACUACAGCAAGACCUGGUGAAUGUACUGGUUAGGUUCCGUCGUGAGCCGAUAGCACUGGUCUGCGAUAUUGCCCAGAUGUACCUCCGUAUCAGCCUAAAUCCAGACGACCGGCGCUACCAUCGAUUUCUGUGGCGCACAGACCCAAGUAAGCCACCGGAAGUUUACGAAUUCUGCAGCGUGGUGUUCGGUGUCAAUGCUUCGCCAUUCCUAGCGCAGUACGUGUCGCAGCAGCAUGCCAGAUCGCUCAGCUCAGAGAUGCCGCAAGCCGCUAGUGUCGUGCUGGACUCCACAUACAUGGAUGAUAGCAUGACGUCAGCACCUGAUGUUACAGCAGCCAAGUCCUUAUAUGCGGAUUUGUCGGAUCUCUGGGGCCAAGCGAACAUGCACGCGCGGAAGUGGCUCUCUAACUCGGCGGAGGUUCUGGCGGAGAUCCCACAAGCUGAUCGGGCAAGUCAACUGGAGCUCACGGACGAACAGCUGCCGAACAUCAAGACGCUCGGCGUCCUCUGGCAAGCCGAGAUCGACAUGUUUACCUUUCAGUACAAGGUGCCAGAUUUCACACGUCUGACCAAGCGGCAGUUUCUGCGUAUUCUGGCAACAAUAUUUGAUCCGCUCGGCUUUCUAGCCCCGUACAUCGUCCGAGCCAAAGUCCUGUUCCAAUCCAUGUGGAUCGAAGGCUUCGAUUGGGAUGCAGACUUGCCAGAUGAUCUCGUCAGUGCAGCUGAAGCGUGGUGCGCCGAGCUACCGGAUUUGAAAAGAGUUCAAAUUCCGAGGUGCCUGCGACAAUCAGCAGCGACAACAGCAACUAGCAGCGUGGAAGUGUUUGUGGAUGCCUCCGAAAAGGCGUUCGGCGCAGUCGUCUACAUCCGGCAGCAGUUCAGCGAUGGCAGCGACUCAAUGCGUCUCGUCGCGUCGAAGAUGAAAGUCGCCCCGCUUGCUGUCCACAGUAUUCCGAGGCUGGAAUUGAUGGCCGCAGUUCUUGGUUUGCAGCUAGUGAAGUCUCUUCUACCUUCGCUUGAUCUCACAAUGAGUACUGUCACGUUCUGGUCUGACAGUGCUGAUGUCCUCUACUGGAUUCGUGGACAGAGCCGAAAGUACAAGCCGUUCGUUGCCCACAGAGUCGGCACGAUUCAGACAGCGAGUGAUCCCGACCAGUGGAAGCAUGUAGCUACUACCCGCAACCCAGCCGACCUGUUGACGCGUGGUAUGUCUGCAAGUCAGCUCGCAGAUUCCCAGUUCUGGUGGUGCGGUCCAGACAUGUCCGGGUUACACACGCCGUCCCCAGGAAAGGCAUUGUCAGCAACAGCGGUGGCAGAGCUGAAGAAGCCUGCAGUUGAGAUAGCUCAUUUCAGUUAUCUGGCGAUCGCCGCCUUGCCCGCAUUGGAUCCAGAGCGCUACAGCAGCCUCCUCAAGCUGGCCCGGGUCAUUGCCUGGAUCAAUCGCUUCUCAAGCAACGCAAGACACCUGAACACUGAGCGAGUGUCAGGCCCCCUGUCCGUAGAUGAGAUCCGCAGCGCCGAGUAUGUCAUCAUACGUCAGUGCCAGCAGUCAGCCUUCCCAGGGGAAAUCAGUGCUCUACAGCGGGGAAAGCCUAUCUCUCCUAAGAGUGUGCUGAGCAGCUUACAGCCGCAGCUCGACGAAGAUGGUAUUCUGAGGUGUGGUGGUCGGUUGCGCUAUGCAGAGCAUAUUUCGGAUGAUGCCAGGUGCCCGAUCAUUCUGCCCCGCUCGAGCAGAGUAACCACUUUGAUAGUGAAACGAGCACACGUCCGCCUGUUUCACGUCGGUGGAACCAACCAGACCUUGGCAGCGCUCAGCCAACGGUUUUGGAUAGUUUCGGCCAGAGAAGCUAUUCGUGAGUAUGAGCAGCAGUGUCAAGCGUGUCGACGGCAGAAAGCAAAGACCCUGCAGCAGGUCAUGGCUCCUCUACCGAGUCACCGUACGAAGCCGUCAUUGAGUGCGUUCGCUACAACCGCGGUUGAUUUCUGCGGACCAUUCUUCACGAAGCAGGGUCGAGGACGAGCCCAGUGUAAGCGGUACAUGGCUGUCUUUACUUGCACCGCUACGCGAGCAGUUCAUCUCGAGCUGGUGAAUGACCUCACCACCGAUGGAUUUCUCAACUGCUUGAGUCGGUUUGUCAGUCGUCGUGGAACGCCUACAGAUAUCAUCUCGGAUAACGGCACCAACUUCGUCGGCGCAGUCAAUGAGCUGCAACAGUUGGUCGGCGAAGUCAACCAGCAGCGAGUAGCCAACAAGUUGUCUGCUAUUGGAGUGACUUGGCACUUUAACCCACCAGCAGCACCUCACUUCGGAGGAAUUCAUGAGUCCAUGGUCAAGAGCGCCAAGAGAGCAGCCUACGCCAUACUCACCCGAGCAGAUAUCACCGAUGAAGAGCUAGCAACGUGCUUUGCCUCAGCUGAAAGCAUGCUCAACUCGCGUCCCCUAACGUAUCAGUCAGCUCACCCGUCGGACGACAUUCCAUUGACGCCAAACCACUUCCUCAUCGGCCAAGUCGGUGGUCAGUUCGCACCAGCUUGCAGCGAAAGUAGCUUCAGCCCGCGCAGGCGCUGGCGCACUGUGCAGCAUCUGAUUGGUCAAGUGUGGACUCGCUGGAUGAGAGAGUGGGUACCUCUUCUCAACCCAGCCAAGAAAUGGAGGCAAGAGUUGCCAGACCUGAAGGUCAACGACGUGGUGGUAGUGGCAUCUAACGAUACACCACGUGGGCAAUGGCCGUUAGCACGAGUAAUGGAAGUCUAUCCCGGUAAGGAUAACCAUGUACGAGUGGUGAAGCUGCGUCUAGCAACCGGUAAGAGCCUUGUGCGGCCUAUUGCUAAGCUAUGUCCGUUGGGUUGA